CACACACACACACACACACACACACACACGCACACACACACACACACAGACAGACACACACACACACCAGCCAGCCAGCCAGCCAUGGACGCAGUGGUGCCGUCGACAGCGGUGCUGAAACGAUUGCAAGCAGCGAAGGAGCACGCGGAACAGAAGCAGCAGCAGCAGCAGCAACAACAGCAACAGCAGCAACAACAACAACAGCAACAGAAGCAGGCACAACAUAGACAGCGUGGGGCGGAAGCAGAGGAGAGAGCGCCACGCCUGUUCCCGCAGUUCUUUGCGAACGCAAAGGAAGAGAGCGUGUUCGAGGCCCUGUUCAAGAAGUGGCGGGCCACCAUCGACGCGCACCCGUCAUAUGCGACCAUCCCUCGCUUCUUCUUCGGACCGCGCACCGCCAGCUCGCAAGCCAAGCCGGUCAUUCCAACAGCGAGCAGCGCCACAAGCGGCGACAGCGAGGCUCACAAGAAGGCAGCCCAUAAGAAGGAGGCCCACAAGCAGAGGCACCAUGAUACGCAAUCCAGCGGCACACCAACCGCGGGCGACGCUGCGCAGCGGCUGCUGAGGGAAACGGCACACAGCUACCAGCUCCUGACGCGCCACGACCGCAGCAUCACAAACGACGAGCUGCAGUUUGUGUGGGGCGUGCUGCAAGAAGAGGCUGGCGACAAGGAAACGCUCACGUACGCGCAGUUCAAGCUGUGUGCACAGCGCGUGGAGGAGGCCACGCCAAAGUUCACCGCGUUCUUCGCGCCCAACACCUUCCUUGCGCUAUGCAAGGACCGGUACAACAGCGUCUCUAUCAACCACUUCUUCGACCUGAUCAUGUACGUGGUCAACUGGAAGCAGCGCUACCUGGCACUGUGCCAGUACGCGGAUGACUCUGGCGAGUUCAUUGCCGAGGACGCGUUGAGUGACUUCAUCGCCGACCAGCUUGGCGACAUGCCUGCGCUCGCCAACCUGGCCGACUCCUUUGUGGAGACGUACCUUGUCUAUGCCAGCCGCAAGUUCGUCUUUCUGCACGACCUCAAGAACAAGAAGAUGCGCGUGAAGGACAUUCUUGUAUCUGAAUCGAUGGAGGAGUUCUUCGAGCUGCGCCAAGAGCCGCACACCAUCCCUGCCCCGCGCCUGCAGAACAACUGGUUCAGCAUCCCCACCGUCCGCGACAUCCACGCAGAGUACAUUCGCCUCGACGCCGACGAGGAUGGCAUGCUCUCCAAGCAGGAGAUGUUGAAGUUUCGCAAAGGGUCAAUCAACCCGAUGGUCAUUUCUCGCAUCUUCGAUGUGUACAAGACGUAUGGCGGCAAGCUGGACUUUCGCGCCUAUUUGGACUUUGUACUUGCGCACUGGAGCAUCCAGACACCGCAGGCCAUCCGCUAUUUCUUCCGCUUGUUGGACUUGGAGCACCAGCACCGCAUCACCCCAGCCAACCUCUACCACUUCUUCCAGGGCAUGCAGCGCCAUCCUCAACUCCGGGGGUUUGAGUACGCGUCGUUUGAAGACAUUCGCACAGAGAUUAUUGAUAUUGUGAAGCCGAAGAAUGUUUUUGGGAUCACGCUUGAUGAGCUGAUUGCGUGCGGACGAGCGGACCACGUGCUGCUGAUGCUUAUUGACGCAAACUACAUCUUUCACAACGAGAACCUCGAGGAACCACAGCCCACGGAGGGCGAUGGCACCGAGGUGGAGGAAGACACGCCCCCUCUUGGCGAGGCGUGAGUUGACGCGCACUCCCACGUGCUUGCAAGCAUUUAAUGAGUUAUUGAUGCUGCUGUUCAUGUCGAUUUCCGCGCUGUAACGGAUGCAUGUAUCAUAUUGUGCAAAGAAGCCACCACCUCGCUUAUCGAUUCCUUGUACAUAACAACUGUUACACAUUGGUGCCGUGUGUGUGUGUGUGUGUGUGUGU
Salpingoeca rosetta is the source of this 1903-nucleotide messenger RNA. RefSeq lists its product as uncharacterized. The record is from RefSeq and is a predicted model, not a curated record. Gene Ontology annotation, cellular component: centrosome; spindle. The coding region runs from base 85 to 1716 and encodes 543 amino acids. Gene Ontology annotation, biological process: cortical cytoskeleton organization; regulation of dephosphorylation; T cell homeostasis. NCBI's taxonomy places the organism in Eukaryota, Choanoflagellata, Craspedida, Salpingoecidae. The transcript has 5 exons.